Messenger RNA from Anguilla anguilla (European eel), 650 nucleotides. Its product is annotated as PHD finger-like domain-containing protein 5A. The transcript has 4 exons. The coding region runs from base 74 to 406 and encodes 110 amino acids. The record is from RefSeq and is a predicted model, not a curated record. Gene Ontology annotation, cellular component: U12-type spliceosomal complex; U2 snRNP; catalytic step 2 spliceosome. Gene Ontology annotation, biological process: mRNA splicing, via spliceosome. Lineage: Eukaryota; Metazoa; Chordata; Actinopteri; Anguilliformes; Anguillidae.
AGCACAGUUUAAAGUUCAUAGGUCAGAGUAGAUAAGCGUACGACAUGCGUCGCGGCUUCGCUCGCAGUUCAAAAUGGCUAAGCAUCAUCCGGAUCUCAUCUUUUGUAGAAAACAAGCUGGAGUUGCCAUCGGACGAUUAUGUGAAAAAUGUGAUGGAAAGUGUGUGAUUUGUGACUCGUACGUGAGGCCCUGCACACUAGUACGCAUCUGCGACGAGUGCAACUACGGUUCUUAUCAGGGCCGCUGCGUCAUCUGUGGAGGACCCGGGGUUUCCGACGCCUACUAUUGCAAGGAGUGCACUAUCCAGGAGAAAGAUCGAGACGGCUGCCCGAAGAUUGUAAACCUGGGUAGCUCCAAGACUGACCUCUUCUAUGAACGGAAAAAGUAUGGCUUCAAGAAGAGGUGAUUGUUUGGAAGGUGAAUCUGGAUCAUCCAAAACACUGGUGGCCCUGUUUUGGCAAUCGACAUGAAGAAUUUGGAAAGACCAAUUCAGAUGCGUUUGACUCAGGAGCCAAAACCACGAGCACAACUGUUGAACAACUCUCAUAGCAUUCAUGUCACACAACAUGGCCUGUGCCUCUUUUCUGCAAAAAACUACAUUUUUCUAGGUGUAGGAUGUGAUUAUAUAAUAAACCUGUUUUUGAAAUAAA